AGCCUCAUCUUACACAAAUUAAGUGUGACAAUCAAUUUGACAGCAGCAAACAAACCAAGAGGAGAAUAAAUCUCAAAUUCUCUCUACAAAAAAAACUAACGGCUUUUUCUCUUCAAUUCAAUUCACCAAACUUCCAUCUUCUUCAAUUACAAUUAUUACUUAAUUUUUUGCAAUUCAAUUCAACCACAUUCUUAAUUUCUCUUCCACAGAAAAUUUUCAUGGCUGCUUCUUCUUCUUCUUCCUCAUUGCAAGCUUCGAUUCUCACCUUCAAUGGCUUCCGAAAUUGCGACGCUUCUUCCUCUCGUCCUUACUGUCUACUUUCUCUCUCCUCUUUUCGGGGAAGUAGUGGGAGGAAUUUCAAUUGGAGUCGUCUGAAGCAGAAGAAGGUUAAAAAUGGUGGGAAUGUUUGUCGGGCGAUGGUUCAGCAGACUGUGCAAGGUCCUUCUGCUGCUUAUGCUAGAGAAAUGGAACGCCUUUCUGCUAAGGAAUCGCUCUUACUUGCUCUUAAAGAUGCAGGAGGUUUUGAGGCUUUAUUCACAGGAAGGGUCACAGAGAUGCAGCGAAUAGAUGUCAUGGAGAGGGUAACUGCUCUUGAGCGUCUGAAUCCAACACCUCGACCCACAACGUCUCCCUAUUUAGAAGGAAGAUGGAAGUUUGAGUGGCUUGGGUCUGGCACUCCAGCUGUUGCUCAAUUCUUUUUGGAGAGAUUUCCUACCACAUUGGCAAACCUCUCUAAAAUGGAUGUAUUGUUAAAGGAUAGUUAUUCAAAGGUCACAGCAAAUUUGAGACUACUUAACUCGGUAGAAAGCAAAUUCACCUUAUCCUCCAAAUUAUCUAUCGAGGGGCCACUCAGAAUGAAAGAAGAAUAUUUGGAGGGCAUCCUUGACUCUCCUACUGUUGUUGAAGAAACUGUCCCUGAUCAGCUCAAAGGUCCAUUUGGGCAAGCUGUUGGUGCAGUUCAACAACUUCCAGUCCUUGUUAGGGAUGCAAUUUCUAACGGUAUCAGAAUUCCAAUAAGUGGAAGCCUCCAGAGAAUGUUUAUGAUCUCAUAUCUAGAUGAAGAGAUACUGAUUAUAAGGGAUCCUUUUGGAGCACCUGAAGUUAUGACAAGGAUGGACUCAUCCUCUUAUUCAGUGGAUGAACCUGCAUUGGAGUACGAAAGCUAAGCUAAGAUUUCAUGAAUGUUAUGCUGUCAUAUGCAGUAAUUUAUUGCCAAUAUUUUAGCAGAGCAUCAUAUUACUCCUCUCUCCGUUUCUUGCUCCUAUGUCUUAGAAAAAAAGGUUGAAUUGUUUUCAAAUAGAAAUAUAUCUGAUGCAUGAAUAUUAGAGGAUUGCAUGAUCAAGCUUCUCCCCUAAAUAGUCGAAUACAAUCAGAGUUUUGUAUACUGUAUAUAAUGGGGGAUUAUGCCAGCAGCAGUUGCAUUUUAAGCAUUAAUGUAACUGAAAUUAUAAUAAGUUUCUUGGCAAGCCUGAA
Chenopodium quinoa (quinoa) is the source of this 1473-nucleotide messenger RNA. Its product is annotated as probable plastid-lipid-associated protein 13, chloroplastic. The coding region runs from base 219 to 1166 and encodes 315 amino acids. NCBI's taxonomy places the organism in Eukaryota, Viridiplantae, Streptophyta, Magnoliopsida, Caryophyllales, Amaranthaceae. The record is from RefSeq and is a predicted model, not a curated record. The transcript is spliced from 7 exons.